UAUUGCUCCCAUCUAAGCAUCGUUAAAAUAUCAGCGCGAGAAAUACGAAAUAAUACCGUGUACUUCUCCCCAAGAACCCGUGGAUGAAAAACAUUAAGAUGAGGGAUUAUUGCUCGCGUUAUUAAUUUCCAAGAGGAAUACAAUGAGGAAGACAAAGACGUGGACGUAGAAAUAGGCGUGACAGCUGUGCUUACCAGAAUUUGCAUGUGAAAAAACGUUAUUUACAGCAAAUUGGUUUGCGUGUCCAUCAGGGUGCAUGCAAACAUGAGUUCUGGUAUGCAGGAACAACAACAAAGGACAAAGCUUCAGCACUUCCUGUCAGAGCUUGCAAUACUGGGUUCCUUACAGGGCUUUCAAUAUUUCCAGCCCUGGCUAAGAGGAAGAGAGGAACUUCUGCUGACUGUUGUCAAUGAUGACUUGAGAUGGCGUUCUCCUGGCUUUCCUGUGUCUGUGGCCUCCACCUUCACCAGCUCAACCUUCAGCAGCAGUUACAGUCUGGACAGUGACUAUGCCAGCUCUCCUUUAGCAGGGGAAGAGCCGGUUCCACAACAACAACAACAGACACCAGAAGCCACACCGCAGCAAACUCCCAGCAGGAAUGUUGAUUCUCAUCUUCUCCCAGCCUCACCCAGUGAGAGAGAGAUCGCCGUUCCUGAAAUUAACUGCACCCUGUUCCUGUUAGCCGGCUAUGCCAAGUAUGGGCAACCAUAUGCCUGGAUUCGUUCCAAUCAUGAGCGCCUUGUAAACGUUGGAGGAACUGAUACUCUAGUCAAAGAUACACCAAUGAAGCUCAAGUCCAUCACAGAUUGGCUUUCAUCACCUCAAGGAACUCAUGUAUGGGAUGUAGUGAGUGAGCUGGUGGGACUGUGCACCAUGCCGCCUCCGGACAACCCCUUCACUCUGGACAUGCGUUACCUUCAAACCCUGUCCCUCCCAGAGCGUUUCCUGGUCACUGGGGCCCUUCUGAAUUUCCUGGAGAUGAUUGUGGUUCAGGGAAGUCGAGAGGAACCGUUCUAUGAUCUGGUUGUGGCAGAGCUGAAGCCAUUGAGACAGCUUCAUUUCCAAAGCCUCUCUGAGAUCCGGAAGUUUCAACUCAGUGACAGAUCUUCAAAUUCCCUAAAUGCCAAGCUUCAAGAUGAGAACUGACUCUUAAUUCACACGCUUUAGGUUUUACCAUUUGGCUAAGAUAAUCAAUGCUUGCUCUGUGUUUUUGAUAUUAAGGACCAUUCAUUUAUGUACAGUAUAAAUAGAAGCUGAAUGGUCAUUAACCCCAAAUCUUAAAGCUCCAAAAUAUCAGCCAUAGCUUGUUUUUGUGAACACCUACAGUACACGUCUGUGAAAAGUUAUGAACUCAGAGAAUUUCAAUCCCUUGCAUUAAAAAUUUGCGCCCCA
This is a messenger RNA of Danio aesculapii, 1392 nucleotides long. RefSeq lists its product as uncharacterized. The transcript has 8 exons. The record is from RefSeq and is a predicted model, not a curated record. Bases 265 to 1146 code for a protein of 293 amino acids. NCBI's taxonomy places the organism in Eukaryota, Metazoa, Chordata, Actinopteri, Cypriniformes, Danionidae.